GGCGGAAUUUACAGUGGCACUAGAACCACCGGUUAACUUACCCAUCAUGGGGGAGGAUUUCACAAUGACGUGCAGCUAUUGGCCUCCAUUACCAGGUAGCGUGGUAAAAUUGUCGCGUGACCAAGGAAACGUCAUUGCUACUUUUGAUCAGGAAACCAAAACAAUUCAAUAUUCAAUUUUAAAUCAACUAAGGUUCAAGUUGAUAGGUGAUAACAGCAACUCGUCUAUCACAAUAAACAAUCUGAAUACUGACGAUAGUGGAAAUUAUACAUGUAUUGUACUGAAUCAAAAUGGACGCAAAUCAUCGACUUUGGCAUUAGAAGUAUUACAUCCAGCUCCACCUAGUGACGUAAUCAUCAGCGAUAUUCAGUCUCAUGGAGGAUACCAUGAAAACUCUUACAUUACCAUGACAACGGGUGACCCACAUGAUGUAACAUGCACUGUACAAGGGGCACGUCCACCGGCUCGUAUUGAAUGGAAUACCGGUGUUGAACGUAUCCAGGUCAUGGAUCAAAUCAAUGUUGUUGAAGGCCAAAGCUACGUAUCUCACAGGGUAGCAACCAUCACCCCUUUUCCAUCGGGGACUGAAAUUGUGCUCCAAGCAACAUUAUCCAUCUGCAUAUUUAUUUCGGAAAGUGAGCUAGGAUCAUACAUUUUCUUCAAGCACUGUCAAGUAAAGAGGUCACAAUCAUUUCCAAUAAUGAUAUUCGGUACUUUGAAAGGAUUCCUCUUCUCAAUUUUGGUGUAUUGUAAUGGUAGCUUCGGGGAAUUCAACGCCUCGAUCGCCAACGAUGACAUCCCUACCAUCGGAGAUAAUAUUCAACUUUCUUGUGUCUACUCGUACCAGCUCAGCCGCUUCCGAAUCGCAUGGAGGAGAGAAGAUAUAGGAACACUGGUUUCUGUCGAAUGCUCUAGCAGUGUGCCGGAUUGUGAACGAAGGAAUUCUAAUCCCUCAAAGUUCAUAUUUACGAUAGAACGUCAACAUUUUAACUUGACAAUCAGGAAUUUGGCAGUGGAUGAUACUGACACAUACCAGUGCCAGUUCACCGGUUUAGGUUACUUUGAAAGAGCAGCAGUUCAACUUGAAGUGUUUGCAAAAACCCCACCACGUAGCAUAAUCAUUCAUGAUGAUCGGUCUCUGGAGGGAUAUCAAAACAACUCCUAUGUGACCAUGACGACAGGUCAACCACGUGACUUAACAUGCACAGUACGAGGAGCACGUCCACCGGCUCUCAUUGAAUGGCGCGCCGAUGCUGGAUGUAUCAAGAUCAUCGCGAUCAGAUCAAUGUUAUCGAAGGUGCAAUAUACUUAUCUACCAGGAUAGCAACCAUUACCUCUUCUAAAGAAGACCACAACGGAAUCAGAUUAAUAUGCAUAGGCCUA
Lytechinus pictus (painted urchin) is the source of this 1383-nucleotide messenger RNA. RefSeq lists its product as uncharacterized. Gene Ontology annotation, molecular function: cell adhesion molecule binding. The transcript has 5 exons. Gene Ontology annotation, cellular component: plasma membrane; cell-cell junction. NCBI's taxonomy places the organism in Eukaryota, Metazoa, Echinodermata, Echinoidea, Temnopleuroida, Toxopneustidae. The coding region runs from base 47 to 1324 and encodes 425 amino acids. Gene Ontology annotation, biological process: cell-cell adhesion. The record is from RefSeq and is a predicted model, not a curated record.